AUGAGUUUGCUGUGUAACUUACUACUAACUCUUUCUCUAGCAGAUGUAAGACUAGUUAUCGACAUUUUUAAACUAAAAAACAUUAAAAACGGUAUAAUUUUUCAUUGUUACGAUAACUAUGUCGUGAGUAAUGUGCAUAAAAUAUUAAACGAGCAGGAUAUCUUGAUGGCGAGCACUAAGAUUGAUUAUAAUGUAACGUAUAAUAUAGCUACGUCUCAUCCAAGGGUUGGAUUAGUAAUAGACACUUCCUGUGAAGGGUGGACUUCAGUAUUAGACUCGGACACAAUAUCUUUUCAAGAAUAUUCUUUUAUAGUUAUCACGGAGGAUCUUUCAGGGACUACAGAGAUCUUAUCUCAGUAUCCUAUAGAAGUGGAUUCCGAUGUUAUUGUCGCUCAUAAAAUUAAUCAAACAUUUAACUUGUAUGAAGUUUUCAAUACUGGAACAAAAUACAGGGGUACCUAUAAUGUUAGAAAGGUGGGUCUUUGGAAUUCUUCACUGCUUAUCGACUCGUUCAACCGAUGGAACUUGCAAGGAGUGUUCGUGAAGACGGCGGUGAUUAUCCUCACGACUCCCAGGAUAGUGAACCAGACUAUAGAACAAUAUAUGGAGAAACCUAUUAAGUCACAGAUUGAUGUGGACACAGUGCAUCGUAUGAAGUACUUUAUAAUGUUGAAGUUUAUGCGAGAUAUGUAUAAUAUCAGUUAUGACAUGCACCGCGUCAGUACUUGGGGAUACCAACGCAAUGGUAGUUUCGAUGGCAUGGUGAAUGCUCUUUAUCAAGGCAUGGCAGAAAUUGGAGGAGCACCUAUAUUCUAUAGAAUCGAUAGAGGUCAACGUGUACAGUACAUCUCUGAAGUCUGGAUGUCAAGACACAGUUUUCUCUUCCGCCACCCAAAGUACCCGGGCGGUUUCUACACGAUCUACACGCGGCCUCUCAGUGACGUGGUGUGGUAUUGCGUGGUCGCCAUGCUAGCGGUGACUGCCAUCACACUGUGGGUGAUGCUGGUGGUGCAAAACCAUAAGGGCGAUAAUGAAGACUCCUCGUUAAGCUUAGCUGGACUUGUGAUAUGGGGCGCUAUUUGUCAGCAAGGACUCUCAAUAAAUCGUGAGUCGACGUCCACAAAGCUUGUGAUAUUCACGACAUUCGUGUACGCGGUGACACUGUACCAGUACUACAACGCGACUAUAGUAUCCUCCUUACUGCUGGAGCCUCCCAGGAAUAUCAGGACGCUGAAGGAUAUCUUGGACAGCGACCUGAAGGCCGGCGCCCAUGAUAUUGUGUAUGAUAGAGAUUAUUUCAAGCGCACAACAGAUCCAGUAGCAAUAGAACUGUAUCACAAGAAGGUUGCGACAGCUACACACUACAACUUCUUCACGCCUGAGGAAGGAAUAGCGUUGGUGAAGAAAGGAGGCUUCGCUUUCCACAUAGACACUACUUUUGCGUUCCCACUGAUUAAGGCGACCUUUACCGAGAGAGAGAUCUGUGAGACCACCUUAGUACAGAUGUACCCGCUGCAGAGAAUGGGCGUCGUUGUUAGAAAACACUCGCCGUAUAAAGAACAUAUUGCUUACGCCAUCCGAAAGAUGUACGAAGUGGGUCUGCCACCUCGCAUCCAAUCAGAGAUCGACGAGCCGAUGCCCGAGUGUGCGCAUACGCCAGAUUCCAGUAUAUUUUGUGUCGGCAUUAGAGAGUUUUCUACGCCGCUCCUAGCACUCACACUGGGGAUGGUGACCUCUAUUGUCGUAUUAUUUUGCGAACUUCUGUUUGAUAGAGUUGUUAAAUUAAGUAGUGUGCGAGAAUUCAGGCACUAA
This is a messenger RNA of Spodoptera littoralis (African cotton leafworm), 1812 nucleotides long. Lineage: Eukaryota; Metazoa; Arthropoda; Insecta; Lepidoptera; Noctuidae. The record is from the annotation of a GenBank genome assembly.